Messenger RNA from Solanum verrucosum, 2349 nucleotides. RefSeq lists its product as uncharacterized. Gene Ontology annotation, biological process: interstrand cross-link repair; protein ubiquitination. Gene Ontology annotation, molecular function: ubiquitin protein ligase activity; protein binding. The transcript has 14 exons. Lineage: Eukaryota; Viridiplantae; Streptophyta; Magnoliopsida; Solanales; Solanaceae. Bases 16 to 1947 code for a protein of 643 amino acids. The record is from RefSeq and is a predicted model, not a curated record. Gene Ontology annotation, cellular component: nucleus.
CAUAAUUUAACGGCAAUGGCCGGCGACAGUGACGGUACAGAUCCCGAUUACGAGAGGUUUCUCCGUCAAAUCGGCGCCGCCGCCGACGAGAGUGAACUCGCCGCCGGUGACAUUAUUUUGUUAGAAGAUGGAGAAGAAGAAGAGGAAGAAGAAGAGAUGGAUGAAGACGAAGAAGAAGAUGAAGAAGAGGAGGAGGAGGAAGAAGAAGAAGAAGAAGAGUCGAGUACUGGAAGGAGGACGUUGCGUAGGGUUUUGUAUGGAGAUCGUGGUGCUGCGAGAAUUUCAUCUCCAGAGCGGGUGAUUAAUGUUGAGAAUUUGGAUAAUUCUGCUGUGGAAAGUGGAGAUGAUACGAGUAGGAGCAAAGAAGGGGAAACGGCGUCGCAGAAUGCUGAUAAGGAAGAAGGCGGUGGAAGCGGCGUAGGAGAGGAGUGGAAUCGAAGUGAAAUUGAUGGUUUGUUUUGUUCUAUUUGCAUGGAAGCUUGGACAAAUGACGGUGACCACCAAAUUUGCUGUCUUCCUUGUGGGCAUCUAUAUGGUUUGUCGUGUAUCAAAAAGUGGUUGAAACAAAAAGGAAGGUUAGGAAAGUGCCCCCAAUGUAAUAAGAAAUGCACAGUGAAGGGUAUUCGAGUACUUUAUGCUUCUCGACUUCAUGCUGUUGAUGAAGAACUUCAAAAGAAAAUUAGGUCUCUUGAAGCCAGUUGUUUUUCUCUUGAAAAAGAGUGCACUGAUUGGUGUAAGAAAGAACUUGAGUGGAGGAGGAGAGAAGUUGAGUUACAUAAGCAAGUGGAGCACCUCAAAGAGAGAACAACUGAGGGUUCAACAACUGAAAUGCAAAGCAGGUCAUCUGUACGCAUUUUUGGAUGCAAUAUCAACGGCAAAUCUGAAAAACGUGAAUAUGCAAAUAGUUUUCUUUUGCAGAAAGAGAUUCAGAUUGAUGGUGCUCGCCUAUUUGAUGUGGACAUCAAUGGUGAGAAUUUGAUGAUUGCCAGAAGGCUCUCUGGAAUGGGAGGACAGCAUAUGCUUACCAAAAUCAGUCUGUUGCCUCCGCAUGAAAGAGAAGACAUUCUGCUUCCUGCGAGCAUGAAAACUAUCAAGGACUUGCAUGUUUCUCCUCAUGAUAGAGUCAUACUCUUGGCUUCUUUAGGGAAGAAGUUGUCAAUUCUUAGUUCUGAAAACAACCAUACUGUUCUGACAUACGACUUACCGACUGUUCCUUGGUCAUGUGCGUGGGAUGCCAACAAUUCGCAGUACAUGUAUACCGGUUUACAGAAUGGCAUGGUUUUGCAGUUUGAUCGGCGUCAAACUACAAGGCCAGUGGAAUCUAUGACGGGGUUGACAGGAAAUCCUGUUCAUACUGUGCAUUCCCUUACAUCUCCUACACUUGGUGAUGGCGUUAGAAGUGUUCUUUCUGCAUCUUCAGUAGGCUUGUGCCACUGGAACUUUGGUAGUGGUGACGGAAGGCCGUGCUUGGUCCCUGAGUCAGAGAAUCAAGGAAUCUGUAUAUCUCUCGCUUGUGGAGAUAGAAAUGAUGACAUAGUUGCCUCUUUCCGUCCUAAACUGGAGAUCUCUGGUGACAUGGCUGCUUCUCAAGUAUUGCCCACUCCAGUUUCUACAAUGGAGCAAGCAGUAUACGGCUCUCAUGUUCUUUACAGGAGAGUUGGCAGCAGAUACGAGAAGUUAGGAGUUUCUUGUGCCAAAGUUAGUGCCAUCCGACUUCCAAAAACUGCUAUAAUUGAUAGAGGGAAGAAGAACCCCAUGUUUGCCUCUGGUGAUGACGCAACAAUGGAACUGGUCUUACAAGAAUUGCCAUCUUUAAAUGUGGCUCAGCGUAUUAAAUCUCUGAACGGCCCAGUUCGCGAUGUUAGGUAUGCACACCUCCAAAAUUCGGUAUUGCUGGGUUGUUUGAGUGAGGAUAAACUGCUGCUUUGCUCACAUAAACUCCAAUGAGAAAAGGUGGCUUCGAAGACUCGUUAAAUCACCAGUAUGCUGGAUGCUUCAUGUGACCAAAAUUUUGACUGUAUAGUUUAGCAUCUAAUGGGUGUAGAGAUAGCAUCUUUUUCUUUUGGUAGCUUUAGGACCCUGCUGUGAGUUUAGGUCAGAGCGUAGGCAGGUUGUAGAAAUAAUAUACUAUGUAAUAAUGCCGUGUAAGUUCUGUUCUAUACACUGUUAGUGUAUGUGUAAUUUAUUUAUUUUUUGGUAAGAACUAAGAUGUAUAUGUGUAAGUUAUAAUAUAAGGUAAAGUUGACCUGCAACUGUAACGAUAGAUAAAUCUUCUUAUCAAGUUUCAUAGAGUAAAAGCUUGUUCUAACUAGUUAAAUAGCAGAUACUAUCAAUAUCUUCAGUCCAAAA